This is a messenger RNA of Morchella sextelata, 1083 nucleotides long. RefSeq lists its product as uncharacterized. Gene Ontology annotation, molecular function: catalytic activity. The record is from RefSeq and is a predicted model, not a curated record. The transcript has 4 exons. Bases 1 to 1083 code for a protein of 360 amino acids. NCBI's taxonomy places the organism in Eukaryota, Fungi, Ascomycota, Pezizomycetes, Pezizales, Morchellaceae.
AUGUCAACACCAACCAGAGUUAUCCCGCCUGUUCCAGAGAUCUCAGAGGACCCGUUGGCAUCACAGGCCAUUUACAGAUUGCUUCCGGAUGCCUAUAAGAUAGAGACAAGCUCUGGAGCAACUGUAGUUGCGAGGACCAGGAGUUUGGACAAUGCAGAACUACCGGUAUUGGUGAUGAUUCACGGCUAUCCGCAGUCAUCUUAUCUAAGUGGUAUGGACGGGAACGCAAAGUCUCACUGGUGCAGGUUUCGUUACAUAGUAGAGCGUCUACCAGAACAGAUUCCAUUGUUCAUACCAGAUAUUCCUGGAUAUGGAGAAUCCACUCAUUCUGCUACACCCUCAAACACAGCGGCUUACUCAAAGCGUGCAAUCGGAAAUAUUAUUCUCGAAGCUCUCAAGAAACUCCUCAACACCCCGGAGAGGAAGAUUAUACUACUUGGACAUGACAGGGGUGCAAGGAUCAUUCAUCGUCUAGCUGUUGACGCAGCAGAGGGAUUCCUCCAAGAGAAAUACGGAUUUGAUCUACUAGGAGUCGCUUUAUUGGACAUCGUUCCGACGAUUGUUCAAUUUGCAUCAUUUACGGAUCCUGCAGUUGCGGCGGCAACUUUUCACUGGUCCUUCCUAGCAGCCCCUUCACCGUUGCCAGAGAAUAUGAUCGAGGCGCUCGGAGGUGAUGUAUUCGUUGAUAAUAUGAUAAGAAAAUGGACAGGAGCCUCGGGAGAACCGCAGGUGUCACUUGGUAUUCCUAUAUAUGCUGCAUAUUUCAAACGGCCCUCCGUAAUUGCGGCGUCUUGCGCCGACUACCGUGCCGGUGCGCUUGUGGAUGCACCAGAGCAGGUUGCGGAUCAGAAGGAGGGCCGGAAGAUUAAUUGUCCGACAUAUGUUUUAUAUAGCGAGGGUUACUUGGGGAGUCGGUAUGAAGUAGAGAAAGUAUGGAAUGAUUGGGUUAAUGGAAGUAAGGGGUUAUUGAGUACGAAAGGGGUGGGGAAUGGGGUGGGUCAUUUUUUGUGCGAGGAGGCACCAGAAGAGGUGACAAAUGGCUUAUUGGGAUGGAUCAGGAAAUAUCUAGGGGUAAAGGUUUAA